AUGAGUCUCUUCUCGUCGUUUAUUAUUGACCCCGUUGUGCGCCAUGCACGGCGGUUCUCAGGUGUUGGCGAAGGGAAUCAUGACGGAGCACGGUCUCUAGCAUGUGAUAAUCACGACUCUGCAUCUGCACCUGUCCCACGGCCGGCUCACGAAACGGACGCGGACCCGGCGAGCGCACAUGAUAGAAACAUUACCGACGCAACUGGGGCCCGGCCCAUCGCCCUGAUGGAUCGAGUCCGACGUUACUCGUCCUUCUCGCAGCGGCCUCGCAGUGCUGCUGUUGUUGACGAGGAGCAGAGCCAUGACGAUCUGCCAAUAGACACCCCAGUCGAAAUGUCCGCGAAUCCAUCCCGCACCCUCGCAGAUCAGUUCCGUCACCUCGAUGUAGACUCUACUGCGCCGUCGCCCACGUCGCUCCAACACCCGGCCAGCACUCGUAGCCAGAAUGUGAGCGCCAUGUCAGAGUUGCUCCCCGCAGACGAUGGCAUGGCCCAUCUCCGCAUGCGCAUCCAUGAAAUCAGGGCCCUGAGCAUAUCCGAUCAGGAGCGUGCCCGCAUGAUACACAACCUGAUGACGGAGAAGUACAACCACAUGCGACCCACGUCGCCAGCGAGCUUCGUAUCACACGACCGCCCUUUUACUCCGACCUCCGGACAGUCCCUCUUCUCCGACAUCCAUGCCUCGUCGCCGUACUCGUCUUCGUCUACAACCGACGUCACUCCCGACAUCUCGUACAAUCUUCGAGAGGGCGACGCGAACCCGACAUAUCGACCCCAUCACGACCACGCCGGUGCAGAGCACGGCGAAGACGACGAUGACGACACUGCCGAAGGAGAACUCGUUCUUGGUUGCCAGCACUACAAGCGCAAUGUCAAAGUACAAUGCUUUGAAUGUCGCCGCUGGUACACGUGUCGGCACUGCCACGAUGCCGCUGAGGACCACAACCUGAACAGGAAGAUGACACAGAACAUGCUGUGCAUGGCGUGCGGCACCCCUCAGCCAGCAGCCGAGGUCUGCAAGAACUGUGAGACUGAGGCCGCAUGUUACUACUGUGACAUUUGCAAGCUCUGGGACAACAAUAGCAAGAAGAAGAUCUACCACUGCCCAGACUGUGGCAUCUGCCGACGAGGAGAAGGCCUGGGUAAGGAUUUCUAUCACUGCAAGAGCUGCAAUGUUUGCAUAUCCAUCUCUCAUGCAACCUCGCACAAAUGCCUCCCGCGGGCUACUGAGGGCGAUUGUCCGAUUUGCGGCGAUCAUCUCUUCACGUCGUCCACCGCUGUAGUCUCCAUGCCUUGCGGGCAUUACUUGCACAAAGGAUGCUACAAUCUUUACAUGCAGACUGCGUACAAGUGCCCAAUUUGCAAGAAGAGCGCUGUGUGUAUGGAUCUGCAGUGGCAGAAGUUGACUCAAGCAAUCGAGGGUCAGCCGAUGCCAGAACAAUUUGCAAAUACCCGAGCAGUCGUUCAGUGCAACGAUUGCUCAGCCAAGUCUUCCGUCAAAUACCACUGGCUCGGAAACCAAUGCGGUACAUGCGAUUCAUAUAAUACGAACGAACUUCGUAUUUUGAAUGGACCAGAGAGUGAAGAGGCUGCCAACGCGAUACUGGAUGCCGAUCUUGACUCAGGCUCGAGAUCACCCGCGAGCGUUAGUUCGCCCUCCUCCCAAGCACCGUUACGUUCACCUCGAUACUACUUUCAACCAGAUGAGCCAGAAGAAACAUGGCUACCAGGUCAGCUGCCCUCUUUCCCUUUCCAGAUGCCACAGUUUCCAGGCAGACCACGCAUGCCACAGAUGCCUCAGAUGCCACAGUUCCCAUCUUUACCGCAGUUUCCACCGCUGCCGAAUUUUCCACAGAUACCGCAAUUUCCACAAAUGCCUCAGAUGCCUCAAAUGCCUGAUGCUGCACAGCAGAUGCUUGAACGUGUGCGUCGAUCAUUCGAUGCCUAUCUUAAUCCAACGGGGGAUGUCCGAGCAGAAGACGUACCAUUCAUCGAUCUCGGUAGCGACGACCGUACUGAGCGUCCGGCUACAGAUGGCACAACGGUCAAGGAACCAUCACUACCGCAAUACGUUUUGGAACGCUUCACCCAGUCUCUCGUCCGCUUCAGGAACGACCUGAACCCGGCUUUGUUCGAAGAGAUUCCAACAUUGGAUCUCUCAGAAGAUCGUGAUCCCGAAGGAUUGCAAUUUUGGGGCGAAGAUGGUGGACGACUGAAUCGCUUCGUUGCAGGCGACGAAGACGAAGAUGAAGAAGACGAUGACGACAGUAGCAGUGAUGAAAGCGAACACCACGAUGAUGAAGACGAUGAAGACGAAUGUGUCGAAGUCAACGUUAAAAAGCGCGGCAAGGAGUUUGAUUUGCCAGGGCAUGUGUAA
Molecule: messenger RNA, 2376 nt
Organism: Alternaria postmessia
Lineage: Eukaryota; Fungi; Ascomycota; Dothideomycetes; Pleosporales; Pleosporaceae
Exons: 2
Coding region: 1-2376 (791 amino acids)
Biological process (GO): ubiquitin-dependent protein catabolic process; protein ubiquitination
Cellular component (GO): nucleus
Molecular function (GO): zinc ion binding; ubiquitin protein ligase activity
Source: RefSeq, a predicted model, not a curated record